CUCUGCAGAAGGGACCCCGCGUGUAGAGCUGCGCCCGGGCUGGCCUCCAGCGGCGCUCGCUCUCUGGCUGGCACUUGGGGAUGUGCAGCCCUUGGCAUCCCGGCGGCUGCGGCAGGGAGCCGGCAGGGCGCGCGCUGAGCGCCGGCUCGCGGCUCGCGGAGGCUCGGGCAGCAGGAGGAGCGUGUGAGCUGUGGGCGUCCCUUUAAGAGCAGUCGGCCGACCCGGCCUUCGCCUCAGUCCUCCGCGCGUCGGCGGUCACCUGGCGCUCGCAGGGCUGCCAGAUCGAGGCGGGGCCGGCGCUCUCGCCCGCGGUGGUUGAGAAGGGGCCGGGACGCCAGGUGCCGGGAGUGGUCUGGGAGCGUGGCGGUCCCGCGCCUCUCUGCGGCGGAGGAUGCGGGAGCGUGUUUGGGUGCCUCUGCCGCUGUUGCUGCUGCUGCUACCGCCGCCGCUGUGGGGCGGCCCCCCGGACAGCCCGCGCCCGGAGCUUGAGCCCGAGCCGGAGCCUCUGCAGCCCUUCGAUCUGCUCUACGCCAGCGGCGUGGCCGCCUACUACAGUGGGGACUACGAGCUGGCCGUGCGCGACCUGGAAGCCUCGCUGCGCAGCCACCGGCGCCUGCGGGAGAUCCGCGCGCGCUGCGCCCGCCACUGCGCCGCGCGCCGCCCGCUCGCGCCCCCCGGUGUCGGCCCCGGAGCCGAGCUGCCCUUCUUCCGCGCCUUGCUGGAGCGGGCGCGCUGCUACCGCGGCUGCGAGACCCAGCGCCUGGGGGGACCCGCGUCCCGCCACCGCGUCAGCGAGGAUGUGCGCAGCGACUUCCAACGCAGAGUGCCCUACAACUACCUGCAGCGAGCCUACAUCAAGCUUAACCAGCUGGAAAAGGCAGUGGAAGCAGCCCACACGUUUUUCAUGGCCAACCCUGAGCACAUGGAAAUGCAGCAGAACAUUGAGAAUUACAGAACGCUGGCUGGCGUCGAGGCAUUCCAAUUGGUGGAUCGAGAAGCCAAACCACACCUGGAGAGUUACAGUGCUGGAGUUAAACAUUAUGAGGCCGAUGACUUUGAGCUGGCAAUCAAGUACUUUGAACAAGCUUUACGAGAAUAUUUCAGUGAAGAUAUGGAGUGCCGAGCCCUGUGUGAGGGACCUCAGAGAUUUGAAGAGUAUGAGUACUUAGGGUAUAAAGCUGGGCUCUAUGAAGCCAUUGCAGAUCAUUACAUGCAGGUGCUGGUUUGUCAGCAUGAAUGUGUGAGGGAACUUGCCACCCGCCCUGGCCGCCUCUCACCGAUUGAGAAUUUUCUUCCCCUGCAUUAUGACUACCUACAGUUUGCUUAUUAUCGAGUUGGUGAAUAUGUGAAAGCCUUGGAGUGUGCCAAAGCCUAUCUUCUCCUCCAUCCAGACGAUGAGGACGUCCUAGACAAUGUGGAUUACUACGAGAGUCUGUUGGAUGACAGCACUGAACUGGCAUUCAUCGAGGCCAGAGAGGAUUUGACAAUGUUUAUGAAGCGUCAUAAGCUGGAAUCAGAACUAAUAAAAUCAGCUGCAGAGGGGCUGGGAUUUUCAUACACUGAACCGAAUUAUUGGAUCCGAUAUGGAGGACGACAGGAUGAGAAUCGUGUCCCUUCAGGAGUGAACAUGGAGGGAGCAGAAAUUCAUGGCUUGUUUGUGGGGAAAAAAUCAUCACCCAAGAUAGACCGGGACCUAAGAGAGGGUGGCCCUCUGCUCUACGAGAACAUCACGUUUGUCUAUAACUCGGAGCAGCUGAACGGGACUCAGAGGGUUCUCCUGGACAAUGUCCUAUCAGAAGAGCAGUGCCGGGAGCUCCACAGUGUGGCCAGUGGAAUCAUGCUUGUUGGUGAUGGAUACAGAGGAAAAACUUCACCCCAUACACCCAAUGAAAAAUUUGAAGGCGCAACUGUUCUGAAAGCACUCAAAUUUGGUUACGAAGGCCGAGUCCCACUGAAGAGUGCCCGUCUGUUUUACGACAUCAGCGAGAAGGCUCGGAAGAUCGUAGAAUCCUAUUUCAUGCUGAAUUCAACCCUGUAUUUUUCCUAUACCCACAUGGUCUGCCGAACAGCCCUGUCCGGUCAACAGGAUAGAAGAAAUGACCUCAGUCAUCCCAUCCAUGCUGACAACUGCCUGUUGGACCCAGAGGCCAAUGAGUGCUGGAAGGAGCCUCCAGCUUACACGUUCCGAGACUAUAGUGCUCUCCUAUAUAUGAAUGACGACUUUGAGGGAGGAGAAUUCAUAUUCACUGAGAUGGAUGCCAAAACUGUGACUGCCUCUAUAAAACCAAAGUGUGGGCGUAUGAUCAGCUUCUCAUCUGGAGGAGAGAACCCACAUGGGGUGAAGGCAGUCACCAAGGGCCAGAGGUGUGCUGUAGCUCUCUGGUUUACCUUGGACCCACUUUAUAGAGAAUUGGAGCGAAUACAGGCUGACGAAGUGAUCGCAAUCCUGGAUCAAGAACAGCAAGGGAAGCAUGAACUGAAUAUCAAUCCAAAAGAUGAGCUAUAAAAAAAAAUGAGAGAGAAUGUUCUAUUAGAUAUUUAUUUAAAUUGUUAAUCUUAUGAGAACAUUUUUAUUUUUGUACAGAGCCGUGGUAUAACUUAACAGGUUGAUAUGAGUCACCUGAUCUCCCUUCUGUUCCUAAGGAUGUUUGCUUUGCCUCAUUCAGUCUUGUCUGUUUGUUUUGGUUUAUCAUCAGUUCAUCUCUCAAAGCUCAGUCACCCCCUACAUGCACACACACACACACACACACACUCUUCAUUUGCUGCAUCUCCAAAAGCUCAAGCAGAAAAAGUAAGUCUGCUCUUGGCGAAACUACAGCUCCCAUGCAUGCUGUAGUUCCAAAGUUAGCAUGUGAUUUGGUCUCAGAAGGCCUUUCUGGCUCUGAGCCUUUCAGCCACAUCCUCUCACAGUGCUGAUGGCCAUGAGUUCGAGUUUGAGGCACCCUGGCAGCACGGAGGUCUUCACUGCCUCACGUGUCAUUGGCCUGAGAGUCCCCAGGCUCUGAGAAAGAACCACUCUGAUGAGCACUGCGUGAGACAGAGGAGCCCAGCUUUUCCAGGGCCUUGGUGGAGUUUUUGACUCUGGUCUUUUCACCAAAGAAUAAACUUAACACUGGAAACUUCAGUUCACCCUGCGCAAUGCUCCAGAAAGGAUCCCUAUGAGUUGUGUCUUUAAAAAGGUUGUUUAGAAUGGCUCUUCACCUCAGUGACUUUAGAAGAAAAUCUUAAAUCCCCCUGAAUCUAGGCAUGAUUGCCAUGUCACCUGAGAGUGGGGUCCCCCGGUAAGAAGGAGCGUUUUGAUCUUAAGUAAGAAAAAUGGAUUUCUGAUGGAAUCCAGUCUUCAUCCGCAUGGGUUUUGGUGGUGUCUCCUCUUUGCUGCUCUUCCGCAUGUGGACUUGUUUUUGUGUCUAAUUUGUUUUAAUAAAGGGAGCCUUAUUUUAA
Molecule: messenger RNA, 3441 nt
Organism: Hipposideros armiger (great roundleaf bat)
Lineage: Eukaryota; Metazoa; Chordata; Mammalia; Chiroptera; Hipposideridae
Gene: P3H2
Product: prolyl 3-hydroxylase 2
Exons: 15
Coding region: 392-2506 (704 amino acids)
Biological process (GO): collagen metabolic process
Cellular component (GO): endoplasmic reticulum
Molecular function (GO): procollagen-proline 3-dioxygenase activity; protein binding; iron ion binding
Source: RefSeq, a predicted model, not a curated record